Molecule: messenger RNA, 848 nt
Organism: Archocentrus centrarchus (flier cichlid)
Lineage: Eukaryota; Metazoa; Chordata; Actinopteri; Cichliformes; Cichlidae
Product: nectin-4-like
Exons: 3
Coding region: 16-669 (217 amino acids)
Biological process (GO): T cell receptor signaling pathway; regulation of cytokine production
Cellular component (GO): external side of plasma membrane
Molecular function (GO): signaling receptor binding
Source: RefSeq, a predicted model, not a curated record
GUUUUUCCUGCAGAAAUGUCUCCCAUCGCAGUUUUCCUGUGCCUUCUGAUCUUUGUGGCUUCUGGAUUAGCAGGUCACACAGAGGUCAACGUGAGGCCUGGACAAGAUGUCACUCUUCAGUGUUGGGGUCCCAGAGAUGCAGAGAUCACUCUGUUAGAGUGGAGCAGACCUGACCUCAGCUCAGAGGGUUACGUGUUGUUCUACAGAAACAAGCGUCCAUAUGAGAAAUACCAGCAUGAGUCCUUUAAAGGCCGAGUGGAGCUGAGAGAUCCAUCCAUGAGGGACGGAGAUGUUUCUGUGUAUCUGAGGAACGUCAACAUCAGAGAUACAGGAACAUACGAGUGUCUGAUUACAACCAGCAGCAUCAUAGGUGGCCAGAGAGUCGUCAGUGAGGUCAAGCACUCCAUCAGCCUCACAGUCACAGAUUCAGGAUCCACACAUGACGAUGCAAAGUAUGGAGGAUAUGAUUAUGGAGGACACGUGUAUGGAGGAGACAAGUAUGGAGGAAAUGAGUAUGGAGGACCCGUGUAUGGAGGACAUGAGUAUGGAGGAAAUGAGUAUCACGGAUACGAGGCUGGAGUAGACAUGAAUGGAGGAGACAAGGGUGGAUGGUCUCCUUUAUCAAUAGUUUCUCUGUGCUUGGGGCUGCUGCUGUUGCUGUUGGUAUAACGGUGGGUUGUGCCGCUCACACCGACCCCCCCAAUCCCCCAUGGUGAGCUAUUGUGUAAAUCCAUGUGUGCGCAUUUGUGAGCCUCCAAAAGUGGUGAGUGUGUGUCCUAACAUCUUCUACUAAUACGACCUAAUAGCCAAUAGCGGCAGUUUUGCGAUGGAGGGGUGAAUGUAUUCUG